CCGUGCCCACAACAACCUCUUCUCGGGUUCUGUGCCUUCGACUUUAACAACCACGACCAAUCUCGCUUUCCUCACGGCAGUGAGCUGGGGAACAAUGCCCUGAGUGGAACUAUCCCUGCCAACCUGGCCACUAUUACGACAAUUGGCGAUAUAAAUUUUGCGCACAACAAAAUCAGUGGCCCCCUUCCAACGACAUGGACGACACAUGAUCUUUAUAAGCUCAAUGUCGGCAACAACCUGUUGACUGGCACUAUACCUGACGAUAUCACUGGCUUGGUCUAUCUCACAUUGCUGGACCUGAGCUCCAACCGCCUCACUGGCACCAUACCACAAGGUCUUGCUAGUCUCCCCGAGCUAGAAACUCUCAACCUGAGGAACAAUCAGCUCACAGGGAAGGUCCUCGAGCCCGUGCCACCAGCAAUAGUAACGUACAAGCUGGACAGCAACUACUUCAAUGAGGGGUUCUCCUCUCCUCCACCGUGCGAGCAAGGCUACAUCACGUACCGCGGCAACUGUGCGGACACACCAGCACAGGAUCUAGUGUGUGGAGACAGCCCUCAGAAGACUGACGCUGUGUGCGCUGCCUUCUGCGGUGUCUCUCCCACUUCACCUGCCUGCAACGGCCAUGGUGUGUGCGUCUUGGACGGCCCCAGCAACACGCCCACAUGCCUCUGUGACGAGAAUUUCGUGGUUGGGGAAUAUACUGGCAGCUGCGUGCCUGUGGCAG
Molecule: messenger RNA, 727 nt
Organism: Closterium sp. Naga37s-1
Lineage: Eukaryota; Viridiplantae; Streptophyta; Zygnematophyceae; Desmidiales; Closteriaceae
Source: the annotation of a GenBank genome assembly